CUAUUUAGUGGAGAAUUUCGUGGCAACGGAGAAUUAGUCAGCGCACGAAGGAACUGAAGGGAAGGGGAGGCAGAGGGAGAGGGAGAGCCCACCCAUUUAUUCGUAAAUUAUUUUCCCAUUGAUCAUCGAGUUUGUCUUCACUCUUCAGUCAUGGCCGAGAUUGAGCUGAAAACAGCACCUGCUGAUUUUCGAUUCCCCACAACCAACCAAACUAGGCACUGUUUCACGCGUUACAUUGAAUUUCAUAGGUGCGUCUCAGCAAAGGGUGAAGAAUCGAAUGAAUGUGAGAAAUUUGCCAAAUAUUACCGCUCUCUCUGCCCUGGUGAAUGGAUUGAGAAGUGGGACGAGCAGAGGGCGGGCGGAACUUUCCCAGGUCCUCUAUAAUUUAACAUGAUAUCCUGGCAUGAUCUUUCUUUGAUAUGGAAGUUGCAUCGUUUCUUUGUUGGAUCUUUGUGAAUCAAUAAUUGACCUGUGUGUUCAGAUUUCUUUGAUUUUAUGGAAAUCACCGCAUUGUUUGUUUUAA
Messenger RNA from Pyrus x bretschneideri (Chinese white pear), 523 nucleotides. RefSeq names its product cytochrome c oxidase subunit 6b-2. The transcript is spliced from 4 exons. Bases 151 to 384 code for a protein of 77 amino acids. Lineage: Eukaryota; Viridiplantae; Streptophyta; Magnoliopsida; Rosales; Rosaceae. The record is from RefSeq and is a predicted model, not a curated record. Gene Ontology annotation, cellular component: respiratory chain complex IV; mitochondrion.